UUUGUCUUUUGAGUUUUAAAGUCUUCUCAAUGGCUUAACGCUAAUCUUAUCCAAUUUAGUAUAAGUGCUAAACUUACAAUAGGGGCUGGGUUUCAAUAUUAAUGAUGGGUGAAGAAAGCCAGGCGACACAAACCCAAACCCAAAAUUCGCAGAUAGAAUGGAGUCAACCUACUACUCCAAGUUGCAUACCGACAAUAUGGGGUAGACUUUAUUCCACCAAACUUUCAUUGAAAGGCAAGCUUUGCUGGAAGGUUUCUAGCUACCCCGAAUACUAUGAUCUCAUACAGCCGGAGUUCAGCCUUGGAAGGGCUCUUUCGUGCACAUUUGUGAUGAAAAAAGAUAUAAUUAAAGAAGAUAUCAUAAAAAAUAUUAGCAAGCAGCAUUUUAUGAUAACAAGAGACAUGAUGGAGCCCCUUAGUCCUGCUAUCAUAACAGACCUAUCCUACAAUGGCACUUUUUUAAAUGGAGAUAAGAUUGGCAAAGGCAAUAGCAGAGUGCUUGACGACAAUGAUGAAAUAUCUGUGACCCAUCCAGCGGUAAAAAUUUUUAUUUUCAAAGACUUGUUGAAGGAACAAGAUAAAGUGCCUACAGAAAUUUCACAGAAAUAUUAUAUCUCAAGAAUACUAGGCCAAGGAGCUUGUGGGCUAGUCAAGUUAAUCUAUGACAAGACAAAAUGCACCAAGCAUGCUAUGAAAAUCAUUAAAAAAAGCAGAAUGACUAAUGGACAAGUUAAUAAUCUGAAUAAUCCAGAGAAAAUCCGAAAUGAAAUAAAUAUCAUGACUGCCUUGAGGCAUCCAUGUAUAAUCUCUACUGAAGCUGUGUAUGACUCGCGUGAGGCUGUGUACAUCAUCCUAGAGCUCAUGCAAGGAGGUGAACUGUUUGACAGGAUCACUAAACAUGGUCGGCUGACUGAGAAACUGACUCGCUUCCUGUUUAGGCAGAUGGUGCUGGCUGUCAAGUAUCUGCACUCUCAGGGCAUCACUCACAGAGACCUUAAACCUGAGAAUGUGCUGUUGGAGAGUAAAGAUGAUGAGACACUGGUGAAAAUCAGUGACUUUGGCCUGAGCAAGUUUGUUGGCGAAGACAGCUUCAUGAAAACCAUGUGUGGGACACCACUAUAUUUGGCUCCGGAAGUAUUAAAGGCGAAUGGAAGAGGAUAUGGACCUGAAGUUGAUGUUUGGAGUCUGGGAGUAAUUUUCUUUGUUUGCUUGGCAGGCUACUUGCCGUUUUCAGCAGACUAUUCUGACAUGUCUCUCCGAGACCAGAUAGUGACUGGCCGAUUCCGCUUUUCGCCGUCCCAUUGGGAAGGCAUCAGUCCCCGGGCCAGACAACUUAUGAAGAAAAUGUUGACGGUGCCAGUUGAAAGGAGGAUAACGCUUGACCAAAUUCUGAGGCAUAGCUGGAUGCAGGAUGUUGAAGUUAUAAACCGAGUCGACAGGCUACUGAUCCAAUCUGUCCAAGUGCGACAAUUCAGCCAGCUCUCAGUCUCCUCAAUGAACUCUGAUGAAGAGAACAACAGUAAUGCAGACAAUGUAACUGUGAUAAGACUAGUGGCUAAAGGAAAGCGUGGUCUAAGCGACAGUUUCAGUAGCUCAUGUGAACCUAUCCCUAAGAAACUGAGGAUAGAGAUAUCGUCCAUGGAUGAGGAUACAAGCUCAGCUUAUAGCUUGAGCAGCCCAUGAACGAAAUGUCUGAUAGCAUGUAAGUUUACCUUUACGCUGUAGGGCCGGGGUCGGCAACCUUUUUAGCGCAAGAAACCACUUUAACAGAAAGAUUCGCAAACGUUGUUUAGAUAUUUGAACUCCCAAAUGUUGCUACAGAUUGCCGACCUCUGCUCUUAAGUUACCAGACCGCUAAAGUAUAACGUAAUUAAUGUGAUAUGAUGCGUCUACCUCUUUGAUUAUUAUUGUAUAAUUGUUUGAAAAUGUUUUAAAUUUCUUGUGUUGAAUUGGGGCCUUGGUUGGUGACGUCAGCUCAAGUUGCAAAAGCACAGAUUUAAGUACAUCUAGAAGUUAGACGUUAGAAAUAUACUUGCACUAUAGGUGCAUGCUAUUGCUGCCAACUAUGUUUAAGCAAUUGCAAUUACUUGAAGCUCCCUCAAAUGUUUUUUUUUAUAAUUGUUGAUAUGAUUGAUUCUUAUCCAAUUGAUGUGCUAAUUAUUGAUUUGUGUGCUUUGUAUAUCAAUAACAAGCAACAUUGUUAUUGUUGUCUAUAUGUUUUAAUUGUUGAUGUUUGACUUAUGUAAGUGUUUAUCUAUAAAAUGUUCAAUGUGAUGGAUGUCUCAAAUGAUAUCCUUAUUUUAUUUUUUUCAUUAGGGUGGUAUUCCAAUUGUCCUAAUUCUUUGUCCUAUGUGUAUUGUCUCUUAUUUUUUAAACAAAAUAUGACAUUAGAAUACAAAUUGGACUAGUGGAAUACGGCCCUUAAUCCCACCUAUUUCCACUAUUUUAUUUUAAAAUCUUAGCAAGAGUUGGGAUUUUUUUCUUGAUGAUAAGAGAUGACUCAUUUCGGGUCUACCCGAAAACAUGUACCUCGUGCAUCUCAUUGUACUUAGUAUUAUGUGAAUAAUAAUUAUAAUUCGAUUUUAAUAUGUGAAUGACGGCGAAGCAAUUCCGCCUUUAAACCACCGACAUUGUGCCAUUUUAUUAUCAUGUUACACGUUGAAAUUAGUGGGUGCCAUAAAAUGUGGUGACUAAUAAAAACGGGGCUAAUUUGACCAUUAGUCGCAGUUUUGUUUUUAGUUAAGUUGAUUUAUUUUGCAAAGUUAUAUAAUUAGGCAAAGGUAACAAUUUUAACUGUAGUAUUAUUCCCCGUGACGGAUAGUUAUUACUUAUUACAGGUACCUUAUUAGUCACCUCAUAUUAUGCUGAUUCUGCUUUAUCCAAUAAAAAUGCGAUUAUAAAAAA
Leguminivora glycinivorella is the source of this 2903-nucleotide messenger RNA. It is a transcript of the gene Chk2, whose product is annotated as ovarian-specific serine/threonine-protein kinase Lok-like. Gene Ontology annotation, biological process: protein phosphorylation; mitotic DNA damage checkpoint signaling. Gene Ontology annotation, cellular component: nucleus; cytoplasm. Lineage: Eukaryota; Metazoa; Arthropoda; Insecta; Lepidoptera; Tortricidae. The transcript is spliced from 9 exons. Gene Ontology annotation, molecular function: protein binding; protein serine/threonine kinase activity; ATP binding. Bases 102 to 1682 code for a protein of 526 amino acids. The record is from RefSeq and is a predicted model, not a curated record.